Messenger RNA from Cladophialophora yegresii CBS 114405, 2433 nucleotides. RefSeq lists its product as uncharacterized. The record is from RefSeq and is a predicted model, not a curated record. Gene Ontology annotation, biological process: intracellular protein transport; vesicle-mediated transport. Gene Ontology annotation, cellular component: membrane coat; AP-3 adaptor complex. The transcript is spliced from 2 exons. Bases 1 to 2433 code for a protein of 810 amino acids. Lineage: Eukaryota; Fungi; Ascomycota; Eurotiomycetes; Chaetothyriales; Herpotrichiellaceae.
AUGGACCAAUCUUGGCUUCAGUACACUGAUACCACCCAAGCACGAGACCUAACAGUCGAGGCUGCCCAGAGCAUCUCAAAGGCCCUCAAAGGAGGAAGCGCGUCUGCGCGGAACAACAUCCCUGCCCCAAAGCUCAAAGCGCUGCUCGACAGCAGAAGUGACCGCGAUAUUCUCGAUGGCUUGAGACGGGUUGUUGCGAUGAUCUACCAGAACAAACCGGCGAUAACAUACUUCUCUUCCGUCGUCAAGAACGUCGCGAAUCCGAACCUCGAAGUCAAGAAGCUGGUCUAUGUCUAUCUGCUCCAUUAUGCCGAAUCCGAUCCCGACCUGGCUUUGCUGUCCGUCAAUGCCAUCCAGAAGUCUCUCACAGAUCAGAAUCCACAGGUGCGGGCGCUGGCACUACGUACCAUGUCGGGCAUGCGAGUGCCUGUCAUCAGCCAGAUCGUGUCCCUCGCCAUCAAGCGUGGCGCUGGGGACAUGAGUCCAGUGGUUCGCAAGGCCGCCGCCGUGGCCAUUCCAAAGUGCUACAACCUCGAUCCGAACUCGCUGCCACAGCUGCUCGACUAUAUUUCCAUUCUGCUUGGAGACAAGCAAUACUACGUCGUUGGUCCCGCCGUGCAAGCCUUUCUGGAAAUAUGUCCCGACCGAACGGACUUGAUCCAUCCGCAUUAUCGAAGCCUUGUUAAGAAGCUUGUAGACAUGGACGAAUGGAGCCAACUGGGGACGCUGAAACUACUCCUCUUCUACAGCCGACGGUGUUUCCCACGGAGAACUCAGCGGGUCACCAAAGUCAACAGGAAAGGCUUCUAUGAUGACGAGGCCGAAGACAAGACGGAGGAGACGGGAGAGACGAUCCAAGUGCUCGAUCCGGACUUGGAGCUGUUCCUCAAGGCGUGCAGACCGCUCCUGCAAAGCCGGAGCUCGGCCGUCAUCAUCGCAGUCACGGGUUGUUACUUGUACUUGGGCACGCCCGAGUAUCUCCGCGAUGCCGUUGGACCGCUGACGGGAUUGAUGCGCGGCCCACGCGAAGUGCAAGAAGUGGCUCUCUGCAACAUCGUCCUGGUGGCUCUAUCGGUACCGGAGCUUUUCGUCCCCUAUGCCUCGCAUUUCCUCCUUCGAGCAUCCGAUUCGCCGCAGAUCUGGAGACUGAAGAUCGAGCUCCUGACCCUCAUCUUCCCGCACGCGGCGUUGCACCUCAAGUCCGUCAUCCUAAGCGAGCUGGAGCACUUCUCGCACUCGUCCGACAUUGGGCUGAUCCGCGAGUCGGUCCGGGCCAUCGGCCGAUGCGCCCAGUCCGAUCCGAAAAACGCCCACCGGUGCUUCAGAGUCCUCCUGAACCAGAUAUCCAGCUUCGACAAUGUGUUGGUCUCCGAGGUCCUCACCGUGAUGCGCCACCUUAUCCAGCAGGACCCGGCUUCCCACCGGAAGACCGUCGUCCGCCUUGCCAGGAACCUCGACAGGACGACCAGUCCCGAAGCCCGCGCCACAAUCAUCUGGCUGGUAGGUGAGUUCGCGAGCCUCGACCCAGACAACAACAUCGCCCCAGACGUGUUGCGCAUCCUGGCCAAAGCGUUCGCGGACGAGAACGAAACAGCGAAGCAGCAGAUCGUUCUAUUAGCUGCCAAAGUCUACCUGCUGUACUUGCAAAAGACAGCCUUGCGGGGCUCGACCUCGGAACCGAAGGAUGAUGCCAACGCCGAAGAAACCCGCGAGGCCCACACCACCGUAGCUGUCGACCAGACGCACCCGAUCCCCAAACUGUGGAACUACAUCCAGGUUCUCUCCCGCUACGACACGUCCUACGACCUGCGCGACCGAGCGCGCCUGUUCAAGGCCCUGCUCGCGAACCCCUCGUCUGUCCAGCUAGCGACGUUGCUCCUCCUGGCGCCGAAGCCCGUGCCGCACUCCCCGUCGCCGUCGGAGAGCCGCAGGGGGCUAACGCUAGGCAGUACCACGCUCGUCCUGGGCAAGGACGUCGCCGGCGUGCUCGGACUACCCGGCUACGAGGAAGUACCCGCCUGGGUGGACGAGGGGAUGGAGCCGGACCCGAAACUCAGGGACGCCAGCGGUGACGGGACCGACAAGGACGAGUACGUGCCCGUCGCUGCGAGGACAACCAGCUCCGUUGCCGCAAGCAGGCGACUCGAGGAGGCUGUCAGGGAGCAGGGGCUCGAGAAGGUGGUCGCGGCUGGGACCGGGACGGCCAAGGCGGGCGCCACCAAGUCGAGGACCAGGACCCUGGAUGAUUGGUUGGCAGAGAGUGAAGAGGAAGGAGAGAGCGAGGAGGAGGAGACGGAGAGCGAAGAAACUGAUGAAGAGGAGGAUGAAGAAGAAGAAGAAGAAGAAGAAGAAGAGGACGACGACGACGAAGAGUCAGACGAAGAGAGUGAACAGGACGAUGACAAGGGCGUGAGAAAGGGGUUGAUCAGCUAG